UGAGCUAAAGGGGCGUGGCUAACCAAUUCAAGGUCAACUGUAUAUGAAAAACUAGGGGAAAGAGCGCAUAUAGUGCACCGACAGUGAAAUAAAAACCUAUACAGGUUUCCGUUUCGCAUUAAAACCGUCAAGUGCGUACAGACUAACAGAUUACUGUGAAAACCAUCACGUUAACGUAGUUUAACUCUCGCAGACUGACGGCAUGUAUUACAAAUACAACGGGUUCACCCAGAGGCUGUCCGGGUGCUCCUCACGCGCAGCCUACUGCCCCCAGGGUCUAAUGCCUAACCUUCCAGCAGAGUCAUCUCAGUUAAUCUUUGCCUCUCCAACCAAACUUUCUUUGGACCAUGGGUCAUCUGAACUAUCAAGCUACAGUGGGGGCAACAAAGUUCCAAUGUUACAAAAGUUUUUUCAGAGACCAGAUGGAGUACCCGUUCACCUAAAAGGAGGCUACCCAGAUCGAUUGCUGUACCGAAUUACAAUGGCUCUGACUAUUGGAGGAGCAAUUUACUCACUGAUUUCACUAUAUAUUGCAGCUAUGCCUAAGAAAAAAUAAAAUGGUUGCACAUUUAUUUGUCCUGUCAAAUUGAACAUUCUGGAGCAAUGGCUGUAAACUGCAAAAUACUAACAACCUUAACUUGUUCUUUUUCUUUUCAUUCACUCUAACAAUGUUUGCUUCACUUAAGUGCCAUGAAUAAAAGGUGAAUGCGUACUGCUGAAGGAUAGAAUCAUAUUUUUAUGUUGAUUGUACUUAAUAGUAAGCUAUUUUUCAUGUUAUUUUUUUAAAAUUAUUUAGACUUUAACCAUUUCUGUUGAAACAGUUGGGGCAUUUGCAGGGUAUCUAUGAAAUGCUGUAUCUGUGAACAUGAUACAUUUUAUUGUGCGGCAUUACCUUAUGUUGUAAAAUGCAAUUUUACAUCAUUAAUAUACUGAAAUAACAUGUAUUUAAAAUGCAUUUACUUACAACAUCUGAUUUUAUAAAUAGACAAUAAUAUUUUGAGUUUUGUGACUAAGAUGGAAAACCUGCAGGCAAAAAUAUCUAAUCCAAUUCAUGUCCAUGCUUGUAUGCACAAUUGUACAUUUACUCUUUAGUGAACCAUAUAAUAAUAACAUGGAAAGCGCAGUAAAAUGGCCUUGAGCAUUUAUUGUGCUUAACCUUUAAAUCAGGAGCUUUAUUAAGAUUAUGCAAUUUUUCCAUUGAUGAUUGUCUGUCAUUGUCUUUAACAACCAGCCCAAGCACUGUAAACUUUUGUACUACCAGGGUAAUGUAUAUUUUGUAUAACAGAAGUAGAGAGUUUGAGAGGAAACAUUUCCUUACUUAAGCUUGCAUUUCUAAAUCAGUUCAACUCCUGUUGUAUAAUAUUUAAAUUAACAUUUAGGAUUAUACAUCUUUUAAUUAUUUCACUUUGAAACAGUAUAGAGUGGAAUGAACUGUUCUUGUUUCUUAUAUUGUUUAUUCAAAAAGUAUUGUAGUGGAAGUACAGUGCACUAAGUCUUCCGAGAGGUGAAUUUAAAACAGUGAUCCCAGUCUUUCUGACCUCACGUUUAUGGUGACAUUUUUGGAUGUCACAUGGACUGCAUUUUGUAGGUAAAUUUGGCAAGCUAGCUAGUUUGAGAAGCAGUGUUAUUUGGUAUGCACCUAAUUAAGUAAAUUUAAGAAGCUGAAAAAAAAAUCAGGUUUAAAAUAAUAUUAACAGAUUUACUUUUUAUUUUUCAGUACUGUAAGCCAUCUAUCCUGAAAUAAACAUUCAUAGUCUAUUAAUAUCAGGAAGCUAAGGAAUGUAAAUGCACUUUUAAUACUAUUUACACUGUUUCAGUUAAUAGUGUGCUGUUGGUGUAAUGACUGAGAAAACCUUAAGUGCAGGUUGAGUUUAUUAUAUGUAUGGCUUUCUGUUUAUGUAGAGUAAUGUAGCAAGGUUUUCUGUAAAACUUCUUUCAACCCUUCGUUAUAGCCAGGCUGUAUAAAACAGUAAACAUUGAUAUUGGAUCACACUUUAAUCAUGGUGAACGUGACAGGAUUUAAAAUUGGCUCACACUUUAAUCAUAGUGGCUAUGAUGGGAUUUAAAAGUAUACCAUCUUCUCAAGUCUAUCAUUUCCUGUGCAGGCUGACCUUUACCAUCAUGCCGGUGUAAAGACCGUACAUAGCAUGUGCUUCAAAAGUUAUAUACAUCAUUUAUAUUAUGUCCAUUAUUUACAGAUAAAUUAGAAUUUUGUAUUCGUUUGCAUUUUUUCUUUUAUGUAUUUGACUUUGAAGUUGGAAAAUAAAUGCUUAUAAUUUGCA
Messenger RNA from Protopterus annectens (West African lungfish), 2282 nucleotides. Its product is annotated as cytochrome c oxidase subunit 7A-related protein, mitochondrial-like. Bases 203 to 556 code for a protein of 117 amino acids. The transcript has 3 exons. Gene Ontology annotation, biological process: mitochondrial respirasome assembly; mitochondrial electron transport, cytochrome c to oxygen; regulation of oxidative phosphorylation. Lineage: Eukaryota; Metazoa; Chordata; Ceratodontiformes; Protopteridae. The record is from RefSeq and is a predicted model, not a curated record.